CCGCUCAUAGUCUUCCUGCUGCUCAUCGUCAUGGGCGCCUGCCUCGCCCUGCUCGCCGUCUUCUUCGCGCUCGGGCUGGAAGUGGAAGACCAUGUGGCAUUUUUAAUAACAGUUCCCACUGCCCUGGCAAUUUUUUUUGCCAUAUUCAUCCUGGUCUGCAUCGAGUCUGUGUUCAAGAAGCUGCUCCGUGUUUUCUCACUGGUGAUCUGGAUAUGUCUGGUUGCCAUGGGAUACCUGUUCAUGUGCUUCGGAGGCACCGUCUCUCCCUGGGACCAGGUGUCCUUCUUCCUCUUCAUCAUCUUCGUGGUAUACACCAUGCUGCCCUUCAACAUGCGAGAUGCCAUCAUCGCCAGCGUCCUCACCUCUUCAUCCCACACCAUCGUGCUGAGCAUCUGUCUGUCUGCAACGCCGGGAGCCAAGGAGCACCUGGUCUGGCAGAUUCUGGCCAACGUGAUCAUUUUCAUCUGUGGUAACUUGGCAGGCGCCUACCAUAAGCACCUCAUGGAACUGGCUCUGCAGCAAACCUAUCAGGACACCUGUAACUGCCUCAAGUCCCGGAUCAAGCUUGAAUUUGAAAAACGUCAGCAGGAGCGGCUGCUGCUCUCCUUGCUGCCGGCUCACAUUGCCAUGGAGAUGAAGGCAGAGAUCAUCCAAAGGCUACAAGGCCCCAAAGCAGGCCAGAUGGAAAACACAAAUAACUUUCACAACCUGUAUGUCAAGAGGCACACCAACGUGAGCAUCUUAUAUGCUGACAUUGUUGGAUUCACUCGUCUCGCAAGUGACUGCUCCCCAGGGGAACUGGUCCACAUGCUGAAUGAACUCUUUGGGAAGUUUGAUCAGAUUGCAAAGGAGAAUGAAUGCAUGAGAAUUAAAAUUUUAGGAGACUGCUAUUACUGUGUUUCCGGACUCCCUAUAUCUCUUCCUAACCAUGCCAAGAACUGUGUGAAAAUGGGCUUGGAUAUGUGUGAAGCUAUAAAGAAGGUGAGGGAUGCUACGGGCGUUGACAUCAACAUGCGUGUAGGAGUGCACUCUGGGAACGUCCUCUGUGGUGUGAUCGGUCUCCAAAAGUGGCAGUAUGACGUCUGGUCACAUGACGUUACAUUGGCCAACCAUAUGGAGGCUGGAGGAGUCCCUGGACGUGUUCACAUUUCUUCAGUCACCCUGGAACAUUUGAAUGGAGCUUAUAAAGUAGAAGAAGGAGAUGGUGAAAUAAGAGACCCGUAUUUAAAGCAGCACUUAGUGAAAACCUACUUUGUAAUCAACCCCAAGGGAGAGCGACGGAGUCCCCAGCACCUCUUCAGACCUCGCCAUACCCUGGAUGGAGCCAAGAUGAGGGCUUCUGUCCGCAUGACCCGGUACUUGGAGUCCUGGGGAGCGGCCAAGCCCUUCGCACACCUGCACCACAGAGACAGCAUGACCACAGAAAAUGGGAAGAUCAGCACCAUGGAUGUGCCGAUGGGUCAACAUAAUUUUCAAAAUCGCACCUUAAGAACUAAGUCACAAAAGAAAAGAUUUGAAGAAGAAUUGAAUGAAAGGAUGAUCCAAGCAAUUGAUGGAAUCAAUGCACAAAAGCAAUGGCUCAAGUCUGAGGACAUUCAAAGAAUCUCUCUGCUUUUCUAUAACAAGAUUAUAGAGAAAGAAUACCGAGCCACGGCGCUGCCAGCGUUCAAGUACUACGUGACGUGCGCCUGCCUCAUCUUCCUCUGCAUCUUCAUCGUGCAGGUUCUUGUGCUGCCAAAAACAUCGAUCCUCGGCAUCUCCUUUGGAGCUGCAUUUCUCUCGCUUGCCUUCAUCCUCUUUGUCUGCUUUGCUGGGCAGCUUUUGCAAUGCAGCAAAAAGGCCUCAGCCUCUCUCAUGUGGCUUUUGAAGUCAUCCGGCAUCAUCGCCAACCGCCCGUGGCCGCGGAUCUCGCUCACAAUUGUCACCACGACGAUCAUUCUGACCAUGGCUGUGUUCAACAUGUUUUUCCUGAGUGACCCAGAGGAGACCAUCCUUCCAGCUGCCAAUUCCUCAAGUGCAAACUCUUCCACCCCAGACAACCAGACAGCGAUUCUUCGUGCACAGAAGUUAUUUUUCCUCCCGUACUUCAUAUACAGCUGCAUUCUGGGACUAAUCUCCUGCUCGGUUUUCCUGAGGGUGAAUUAUGAGCUGAAGAUGUUGAUCAUGAUGGUGGCGCUAGUGGGUUAUAACAUCAUCCUGCUCCACACCCACGCUCACGUCCUGGACGCCUACAGCCAGGUCCUGUUUGAGAGACCAGGCAUUUGGAAAGACCUGAAGACCAUGGGCCCCGUGUCCCUUUCUGUGUUCUUCAUCACGCUGCUCGUACUGGGUAGACAGAAUGAAUAUUACUGUAGGUUAGACUUCUUGUGGAAGAACAAGUUCAAAAAAGAGCGGGAGGAGAUAGAAACCAUGGAGAACCUGAACCGCGUGCUGCUGGAGAACGUGCUUCCUGCACAUGUGGCUGAGCACUUCCUGGCCAGGAGCCUGAAGAAUGAGGAGCUGUACCACCAGUCCUACGACUGUGUCUGCGUCAUGUUCGCCUCUAUUCCUGAUUUCAAGGAAUUCUACACAGAAUCAGAUGUGAACAAGGAAGGCUUGGAAUGCCUUCGGCUCCUGAAUGAGAUCAUCGCUGACUUUGAUGAUCUGCUCUCCAAGCCGAAGUUCAGUGGUGUUGAAAAGAUCAAGACCAUCGGUAGCACGUACAUGGCAGCCACGGGUCUUAGUGCCGUACCCAGCCAGGAGCACACCCAGGAGCCUGAACGUCAGUACAUGCACAUAGGAACCAUGGUGGAGUUUGCAUUUGCCCUGGUGGCCAAAUUGGAUGCCAUCAAUAAGCACUCCUUCAAUGACUUCAAACUGCGCGUGGGUAUCAACCAUGGACCUGUAAUCGCUGGUGUCAUAGGAGCGCAGAAGCCACAAUAUGACAUCUGGGGCAACACUGUCAACGUGGCAAGCAGGAUGGACAGCACCGGGGUCCUGGACAAAAUACAGGUUACCGAAGAGACAAGCCUCAUCCUCCAGACGCUUGGCUACACAUGCACAUGUCGAGGCAUAAUCAAUGUGAAAGGAAAGGGGAACCUGACGACGUACUUUGUAAACACAGAGAUGUCACGGUCCCUCUCCCAGAGCAACGUGGCAUCCUGAAAAGUUGCCCAGUUCCUGGCAAGCAGCGUACAUGUCCAGGAAGGUACCACGCACUUUUGACUGCAGCCUCUGUCCCUUGUUUUGAUGUACGUGCUCUGUCCCGUCCUCUGGAGCCCUUCAGACUAGUUCCUUUGACCCAGUGGCAUACCGUUUGGUGUCUAUAUGUGCCCAGAUCGUCCGUCCUGCCACUUGCACUGUGCUUACUCCUAAGUGAAAGGACAAGAAAAGUAUUUAAAGAACUGGUAAAGAGGAGAGAGGCGAACACAAAUUCUUAAGGCAAUAAAACUGGGGGGUGUAUAUUAUCUUCUGGCGCAUGUUCUUUUCUGGAAAAUACGGUAGCUCGCAACUGCAUCCACUAGUCUGAUAUUCAAACACACAGUAUUUGUGAAUAAGUUGAUUCUGUCUCCCGAAGUGACCUCUGUGCUCUCCCAUGUGUCUCAAUGCCAGAGGUCACCGUGGGCCUCGGCCGGGACUCCCGGCUCUCGUCACCUUGCUCUGUUGUCUCUCACGGCAGCCACACAUUGCCACCCAUCACCAGAAUUAGUCCUCACAGCGUAGGACCAGUUUUGUACCAACCUCAUCUGAUGUUUGGAUGCCAUUUGUCUUUUGUAAGGUUAAUUCAUUAAAAGUUUUAUGUACUUUG
Nannospalax galili (Upper Galilee mountains blind mole rat) is the source of this 3787-nucleotide messenger RNA. It is a transcript of the gene Adcy2, whose product is annotated as adenylate cyclase 2. The record is from RefSeq and is a predicted model, not a curated record. Bases 31 to 3144 code for a protein of 1037 amino acids. NCBI's taxonomy places the organism in Eukaryota, Metazoa, Chordata, Mammalia, Rodentia, Spalacidae. The transcript is spliced from 25 exons. Gene Ontology annotation, molecular function: adenylate cyclase activity. Gene Ontology annotation, biological process: intracellular signal transduction; adenylate cyclase-inhibiting G protein-coupled receptor signaling pathway; cAMP biosynthetic process. Gene Ontology annotation, cellular component: plasma membrane.